Messenger RNA from Ficedula albicollis (Collared flycatcher), 1427 nucleotides. It is a transcript of the gene TUBG1, whose product is annotated as tubulin gamma 1. Gene Ontology annotation, molecular function: GTP binding; structural constituent of cytoskeleton. The transcript is spliced from 11 exons. Lineage: Eukaryota; Metazoa; Chordata; Aves; Passeriformes; Muscicapidae. The record is from RefSeq and is a predicted model, not a curated record. Gene Ontology annotation, cellular component: gamma-tubulin complex; spindle; cytoplasm. Bases 39 to 1394 code for a protein of 451 amino acids. Gene Ontology annotation, biological process: mitotic spindle organization; cytoplasmic microtubule organization; meiotic spindle organization.
CGGAGGCGGGCGGGGCGCGGAGCGGAGCCUCGGCCGCGAUGCCGCGGGAGAUCAUCACUCUGCAGCUGGGCCAGUGCGGCAACCAGAUCGGGUUCGAGUUCUGGAAGCAGCUCUGCGCCGAGCACGGCAUCAGCCCCGAGGGCAUCGUGGAAGAGUUCGCCACCGAGGGCACCGACCGCAAGGAUGUCUUCUUUUACCAGGCAGAUGAUGAACACUACAUCCCCCGGGCUGUGCUGCUGGACCUGGAGCCCCGCGUCAUCCACUCCAUCCUCAACUCCCCUUACGCCAACCUUUACAACCCAGAAAACAUCUACCUGUCCGAGCAUGGAGGGGGAGCUGGGAACAACUGGGCCAGUGGCUUCUCACAGGGAGAAAAGAUCCAUGAAGAUAUAUUUGACAUAAUAGACAGAGAAGCUGAUGGGAGUGACAGUUUGGAAGGGUUUGUGCUUUGCCACUCCAUUGCUGGUGGAACAGGCUCUGGGCUGGGCUCGUACCUGCUGGAGAGACUGAAUGACAGGUAUCCCAAGAAACUGGUGGAGACCUACUCAGUGUUCCCAAACCAGGAUGAGAUGAGCGAUGUUGUAGUCCAGCCGUACAACUCUCUGCUGACACUGAAGAGGCUGACCCAGAAUGCUGACUGUGUGGUGGUUCUGGACAACACAGCCUUGAAUCGGAUUGCGACAGACCGGCUGCACAUUCAGAACCCGUCAUUCUCGCAGAUCAACCAGCUGGUCUCCACCAUCAUGUCUGCCAGCACCACCACACUCAGGUAUCCCGGGUACAUGAACAAUGACCUCAUUGGGCUGAUCGCCUCGCUGAUCCCCACGCCCCGGCUGCACUUCCUCAUGACGGGGUACACGCCACUCACCACCGACCAGUCGGUGGCCAGUGUGAGGAAAACCACGGUCCUGGAUGUGAUGAGAAGGUUGCUGCAGCCUAAAAACGUGAUGGUGUCCACAGGGCGAGACAGGCAGACCAACCACUGCUACAUCGCCAUCCUCAACAUCAUCCAGGGGGAGGUGGAUCCUACACAGGUUCACAAGAGUCUGCAGCGGAUCCGGGAGAGGAAGUUGGCCAACUUCAUCCCCUGGGGCCCUGCCAGCAUCCAGGUGGCUUUGUCCCGCAAGUCCCCUUACCUGCCGUCGGCUCACCGUGUCAGUGGGCUCAUGAUGGCAAACCACACCAACAUCUCCUCGCUGUUUGAGCGGACGUGCCGGCAGUACGACAAACUGCGCAAGAGGGAGGCUUUCCUGGAGCAGUUCCGCAAGGAGGACAUCUUCAAGGACAACUUCGAUGAGCUAGACAACUCCCGGGAGAUUGUGCAGCAGCUGAUCGAUGAGUAUCACGCUGCCACACGCCCUGACUACAUCUCCUGGGGCACACAGGAACAGUGAGUGCCCUGCCAGGAGACAGGAAGGUCCCGUGGC